This is a messenger RNA of Erythranthe guttata (spotted monkey flower), 969 nucleotides long. RefSeq lists its product as uncharacterized. The record is from RefSeq and is a predicted model, not a curated record. Lineage: Eukaryota; Viridiplantae; Streptophyta; Magnoliopsida; Lamiales; Phrymaceae.
AUCGUCAAAUGUUUUCAGGAAACAUUAAUAAAACAACUAUUUUUAUAUUACACGCAGCUGAAAACGCCGCCGGUGAAUUGACUCCGCCGCGACUUCAAUCCCCAAAAUAAUGGAGGGCGUCGGGGCAAGGUUCGGGCGAUCCUCGACUCGCUACGGCGGCCCCACCACCGUCUUCACCGGUCCGGUUCGCAAGUGGAAGAAGAAGUGGGUUAACGCGCCGCCGCCCAAUUCCAACCACCACCAUCACACGGCGGCUAAUGGAAGCGUCAACGGCGGCGACGCCGCAUCUCAUCUCCUGUUCUAUAAAUGGACCCCCCUCGCUCCCAGCCAAGCCAAAGACGGUGGCGACAAUGAUAAUAACGGCAGUGAUAAUGGUAAUGCUGAACCGAAGAACUCCGAUAAAAUCGCCAGUGUUGCAGCAGAAGAGCCUCCGAAGAGAAAAUUCAAAUACAUUCCGAUUGUUGUACUCGAAGAACAAAGAAACGAGUCCUCGGAGCAGAUGGAAGAUGAAGAAACUAUGCCAAUCGAGACCAACACAGUUGAGGCAACUUCCAAGAGUGAUGAUGUAUCUGAUGAAAAACCCGACAUUAACGACGUACCGAUGGAUGAAAACGAGGUUACGGAGGAUGAUCCUGUAGAAAGGCAAGAUCUAAACGAAGAAAGCACACUGGAUUUGAGUUUGGGCUUAAAAGCGCAUGACGGUGAAAAUAAAUCCGACUGAAACAACAUAGAUCAAAUUAAAUAGUAUCAGUUUCAUUGAGUGAUCUCGACUGUUGUUUUCGGACGAAAGUAAAUUAGUUUUAAGAAAUGUAUUGCUGUAAUUUCGAUGUUAGGUUUCGUUUGAUGCUGCUUCUUUUCCUGUGUUUUAGUGAGAGCAAUUUGUAUGGUUCUCCAUCUCCUGGGAGAUGAAACCUAUAAUUUUUUUUUACUAACAUUAAAUUUUUAAGAUUGCAAUUUGGAAGUUUCUUA